Molecule: messenger RNA, 2253 nt
Organism: Nicotiana attenuata
Lineage: Eukaryota; Viridiplantae; Streptophyta; Magnoliopsida; Solanales; Solanaceae
Exons: 3
Coding region: 1-2253 (750 amino acids)
Biological process (GO): DNA integration
Molecular function (GO): nucleic acid binding
Source: RefSeq, a predicted model, not a curated record
AUGGCGAUUGGAGAUGAAAUUCCAGCUGGAACGUGCACAAACACAGCCGCUGCAAUUAUCGAUCAUCAUCAUCCUCUGUUUCUACAACCGAGUGACACUCCAGGUAGUUCAUUGAUUUCAAUUCAGCUAACUGGAAGUGAGAACUAUGCAAUAUGUAGUAGAUUUAUGAAAAUAGGAUUGACAGGUAAGAGCAAAUUAGGUUUUGUUGAUGGACGAUGCACUAAGGAUAAAUUCGAUCGAUCAUUACAUGAACUUUGGGAAAAAUGUAAUGCAAUAGUUUUAUCUUGGAUCAUGAAUGCUGUAAGCAAGGAAUUACUUAGUGGUAUUGUGUACAAGUCAAGUGCGCACAAAGUGUGGACAGAUCUGAAGGAUAAAUAUGAUAAAGUCGAUGGAUCUCGGAUUUUUUUUCUGCAUAAGGAAAUUGCAACUCUGUCACAAGGAAUAUCCAGUGUGUCAACCUAUUUCUCACGAUUGACAGAUUUGUGGGAAGAAUAUGAUGCCUUGAUGCCAUGUCCUGGGUGUGAUUGUCCAGAAUCUAAGAGCUACUCUGAGCAUUUUGAAUACCAAAAGUUGCUACAGUUUUUGAUGGGACUGAAUGAGACAUAUGCACAAGCUAGGAGUCAAAUUUUGAUGAUGAGUCCAAUCCCUUCUGUCAACAAGGCCUAUUUUAUGGCUGUAUCUGAAGAAAGUCAAAGAAAAAUGGGGAAACCUACACAGACAUUGGACAUGGGAGAUAGUACAGCAUUAUUCACUAACAAAGGAGGCAUGAUUACCGGAAAUGCUUAUAAGCCUAGAAGAAGCAAUCUGUUCUGUGACUACUGUAACUAUAAGGGUCAUACAAGAGAAACAUGUUACAAGAUACAUGGCUAUCCAAGUGAUUUCAAGAUGAGAAGAAAAGCCAAUAAUUUUCCACAAAGACCAAUGGUCAAUAAUACCAUAAGGGAAGGGCAGCAGCCUCAGCAUAUGGGAAAGGCAAUUGCAAAUGCAGUAUCUCAGGAAGGGCAGCAAAUGCAGAACUCACCAGUUGGACUUACAACACCUACAUUGCCUCAGCCAGUCAUGUUUACUCAGGAACAAUAUGAUCAAAUUUUAAAAUUGCUCAACAAAGACACAAGUGACAAUUCACAGCAUUUUGCAGGUACAACCAAGGCCACUACAUUAGCUGACAAAACAAAAGAUGAAAACUGGAUAGUAGAUUCUGGUGCAACCAAUCACAUGGUUCACACCAAAAAAUUACUUGAUAAGAUCAAUACUAAAAGCCUAAAAUCACAGUCUAAGGUUCACUUGCCUGAUGGUACCUCACUAGAUGUUGUUUGCACAGGAGAAAGUAGGAUUGGUGAAUGUGGUGUUAUCAGGAAUGACCUUCACAAUGGGAAAGUGAAAUUGAUUGGUAAAGAGCUUGAAGGAUUGUAUAAUUUGCAGCACAAGCAGGACAAAGCUGCAGCUGCAGCUGUGAGAUCACAUGGUCAUUUCAGAGUAGAAGAGGACUUAGGGAUUUGGCAUGGGAGACUUGGCCAUGUCCCUGACAAAUUUGGAGCAACAAUGAAAAUCUUGAGAAGUGACAAUGGGACUGAAUUCUUUAACUCUGAAUGCAGCAAUUUAUUUCAAUCGUAUGGAAUGAUUUAUCUGAGUUCUUGUGUUCAUACCCCACAGCAGAAUGGGGUAGUGGAAAGAAAACAUAGACACAUACUAGAGGUGGCUAGGGCAAUUAGAUUGCAAGGUCAUUUGCCUCUUAAAUUUUGGGGAGAAUGUAUACAUGCAACAGUCUAUAUCAUCAACAGAAUUCCCCUGUCAGUGCUUUCAGGGAAGUCCUCUUUUCAGUUGAUGUAUGGAAGAGCACCUUCCUUACAACAUCUGAGAGUCAUAGGCCGUCUAUGCUUUGCCAAAGUUCUAGUAGGGGGAGAUAAACUUGGAGCAAGGGCUAUUGGAGCUGUCCAUAUGGGCUAUUCUUCAUCUCAGAAAGGAUACAAACUUUAUAAUCUCUUGACUAACUCCUUUUUUGUCAGCAGGGAUGUCAAAUUCAUGGAAAACAUCUUCCCUUUCCAGCUUUUAAAGGAAGGGAAAUUGCAGGUCUUUCCCAAUGGUGUCAUAACACCAGUUCCUAGCAAUGACACAACACUUCCAUCUACAGUUGCAGAUCCACCACAUGCGGCAACCACCCCUUCUUCCACAGAUGAAGUACCACAUGAGCCAGUACCACAUGAUCCAGUACAUGAUGCAGACUCACCAUCACCAGGCUUUGAAGCCCCAUAA